GAUUCGAGGGUUUUUGAUCUGUAAGAGAAAAGAGCAUCUUCACUCGGAGCGAAGCUCUUACUAUAAGCAAAUCAAUUCCUCAGUGUUUGGGAAAAUGCAGUCUUUUCGUGGGAGUAUCCGGUUGGUUCAAAGGCAUUACUUUACCGCGAAAACUUCUUCACUUGCAAAAGGAUUCAUUUCGUCCAAAUCUACAGGUUAUCCAUUCGAGCGAUUGCCUCACGAGUUCGCUUCUCGCUCUGAGCAGGUAAAAUUUUGCUCCCAAACUGAGUCAUUGACAUCAGUCAACUAUUAUGGUAGAAGUACUGGGGCGGGUAUGUUUCAACCUUUUGCUAGUAGAUGCAUUACAACAAUGGGAAAUUCUGUUGCAUCAGCUUCGCAAGAUUCUUCUGCUGCUGUAUCUGAUGUAGCUCCCCGCAUUAAAUUCAAGAGGCUUGAUAAAACUGCUAGGCACAUAAUGCAGAUUUUAGAUAAGGAAGCAGUGGAGGAUGUGAAGGGACAGAGAGAGAUACCAGAUAUAAGGCCUGGUUAUAUUGUGCAACUUAAAGUGGAAGUCCCUGAGAAUAAGAGACGUGUUUCGAUCUUAAAGGGUAUUGUUAUAGCAAGGCGAAAUGCUGGUCUAAAUACUACAUUUAGAUUAAGGAGGCUGGUAGCAGGGGUUGGAGUUGAAAAUCUCUUCCUGCUGUACUCGCCCAACAUAAAGGAGAUAAAAGUGUUGGACAAGAAGAAUGUGAGAAGAGCCAAGCUUUACUAUCUGAGGGACAGGAUGAAUCCUCUUAAGAAGUAGUAGGAAGCUUUACUGCUAGCUCUUUGAGAAAGAUGGUGGGUCUGUAUUGCCUUUGUGACAAACAUCUUGAACUAUUGCUGUAUCCAUUUUUCCCUUUUUGUUACUUAGGGGAAAAAUUUAGGACUUCCGUUUAUUGGAAGAGGUGAGGGUUUCUACCAAAUAGGGGAAAAUUUAACAUGUGCAAUGUGUUAGGGGCAAGAUUUUAAUAAGUCUUUUAUCUUUCAAGGGAAAAUUUAAGAUG
Messenger RNA from Pistacia vera, 1025 nucleotides. Its product is annotated as 50S ribosomal protein L19, chloroplastic-like. Gene Ontology annotation, molecular function: structural constituent of ribosome. The coding region runs from base 95 to 784 and encodes 229 amino acids. Gene Ontology annotation, biological process: translation. The transcript has 6 exons. Lineage: Eukaryota; Viridiplantae; Streptophyta; Magnoliopsida; Sapindales; Anacardiaceae. The record is from RefSeq and is a predicted model, not a curated record. Gene Ontology annotation, cellular component: ribosome.